UGAGUUGCAAACGAUGAAGGAGUGGAGGGCUGCGGGCAGCUUGUGCUGUUGAACUGGAAGUAGAUUUCCAUCUUUCAGACACUAUUUAGCAUGGGCCGUGUGUUCUGGAAGGGGGUGGAAGUAGGGAGGAGGAGAUUCUGUGAGCAGAGUUCUUGAAGCUGCACUCCUCAGGGGAAGCCGAGCUGUGAGCCAGCUCCCCUGAUCAGAAAGCGUGUGAAUUGGAAGGGAUCCUGAGCUGGCUGCUCCCAGUGCCUCUCCGGAAAAAGCAGUCGCUCUCGCUUCUGAGAUGUGCCCAGCCUUCGCCUGCAUCACACUGCAUGCUUUAAUACAUUAUUGAAACUGCAAACUCAUAUCCACCGCAGUGUCGUGUUGACUUGAGAUUUUUUUAUCAUGAAACAUGCCACGUGGAAUUUUUGAAGCGUAGAGUUCUGCCAAACCCCGGAAUAAAGACUCCUCACCUGGUAUGUAAGAGAGAGCACUCCUCGUCAGCACAAUGACCAACCAGGAGAAGUGGGCCCACCUCAGUCCCUCGGAGUUCUCACAACUUCAGAAAUAUGCUGAGUAUUCUACAAAAAAGUUAAAGGAUGUUCUUGAAGAAUUCCAUGGUAAUGGUGUGCUUGCAAAGUAUAAUCCUGAAGGGAAACAAGACAUUCUUAACCAAACCAUCGACUUUGAAGGUUUCAAGUUAUUCAUGAAGACCUUCCUGGAAGCCGAGCUUCCUCAUGAUUUCACUGCACACCUGUUCAUGUCCUUUAGCAACAAGUUCCCGCGCUCGAGUCCGCUGGUGAAGAGUAAGCCAGCUCUCCUGGCUGCUGGCUUGAGGAUGAAUAAAGGAGCCAUCACCCCUCCACGCAUGUCUCCUGCUAAUACAAGUUCCCCGGAAGUAAUCCAUCUGAAGGAUAUUGUGUGCUACCUGUCUUUGCUUGAAAGAGGAAGGCCUGAGGAUAAACUUGAGUUUAUGUUUCGGCUUUAUGAUACAGAUGGAAAUGGCUACCUGGACAGUUCGGAGCUGGAGAACAUCAUCAGUCAGAUGAUGCAUGUUGCAGAGUACCUUGAAUGGGAUGUGACUGAACUUAAUCCAAUUCUCCAUGAGAUGAUGGAAGAGAUUGACUAUGACCACGAUGGCACUGUCUCUCUGGAGGAGUGGAUCCAAGGAGGAAUGACGACAAUUCCACUCCUGGUGCUCCUGGGCUUGGAAAAUAAUGUCAAGGAUGACGGGCAGCACGUGUGGAGACUCAAGCACUUUAACAAACCCGCCUACUGCAACCUCUGCCUGAACAUGCUGAUCGGCGUGGGGAAGCAGGGCCUCCGCUGCUCCUUUUGCAAGUACACGGUCCACGAGCGCUGUGUCGCUAGAGCGCCUCCCUCUUGCAUCAAGACCUAUGUGAAGUCCAAGAAAAACACCGAUGUGAUGCACCAUUACUGGGUGGAAGGCAACUGCCCAACCAAAUGUGACAAGUGCCACAAAACGGUUAAGUGUUACCAGGGCCUGACAGGACUGCACUGUGUUUGGUGUCAGAUCACACUGCACAAUAAAUGCGCUUCUCAUCUAAAGCCCGAAUGUGACUGCGGACCUUUGAAAGACCAUAUUUUACCGCCCACCACAAUCUGUCCCGUGGUACUGCAGACUCUGCCCACUUCAGGAGUUUCCGUUCCUGAGGAAAAACAAGCAACAGUGAAAAAGGAAAAAAGUGGUUCCCAGCCACCCAACAAGGUCACAGACAAGAGCAAGAUGCAAAGAGCCAAUUCUGUUACUGUGGAUGGUCAAGGCCUGCAGAUCACUCCCGUUCCUGGCACGCAUCCACUUCUCGUCUUUGUGAACCCCAAAAGUGGUGGGAAACAAGGAGAAAGAAUAUAUAGAAAAUUCCAGUAUCUGUUGAAUCCUCGUCAGGUAUACAGUCUUGCUGCAAAUGGGCCAAUGCCAGGGUUAAAUUUUUUCCGUGACGUUUCUGAUUUCCGAGUGCUGGCUUGCGGUGGAGAUGGAACCGUGGGGUGGAUUUUGGACUGCAUAGAAAAGGCUAAUGUUGUCAAGCAUCCCCCAGUGGCUAUUCUUCCUCUUGGGACCGGCAACGAUCUAGCAAGAUGCCUGCGCUGGGGAGGAGGUUAUGAAGGUGAGAAUCUGAUGAAAAUCCUAAAGGACAUUGAAAACAGCACAGAAAUCCUGUUGGACAGGUGGAAGUUUGAAGUCAUACCUAAUGACAAAGACGAGAAGGGGGACCCAGUGCCUUACAGCAUCAUCAAUAAUUACUUUUCCAUCGGCGUGGAUGCCUCCAUUGCCCACAGAUUCCAUAUCAUGAGAGAAAAACACCCAGAGAAGUUCAACAGUAGAAUGAAGAAUAAAUUUUGGUACUUUGAGUUUGGCACAUCUGAGACCUUCUCAGCCACCUGCAAGAAGCUGCAUGAAUCUGUAGAGAUAGAAUGUGAUGGAGUACAGAUAGAUUUAAUAAACAUCUCUCUGGAAGGAAUUGCUAUUUUGAACAUACCAAGCAUGCAUGGCGGAUCCAAUCUUUGGGGAGAGUCUAAGAAAAGACGAAGCCAUCGACGAGUAGAAAAAAAAGGGUCGGACAAAAGGCCCACACUCACAGAUGCAAAAGAGCUGAAGUUUGCAAGUCAAGACCUGAGUGACCAGCUGCUGGAGGUAGUGGGCCUGGAAGGCGCCAUGGAGAUGGGGCAGAUAUACACGGGACUGAAAAGUGCUGGGCGGCGGCUGGCUCAAUGUUCCUGUGUGGUCAUCAGGACUAGCAAGUCAUUACCCAUGCAGAUUGAUGGGGAACCCUGGAUGCAGACUCCAUGCACAAUCAAAAUUACUCACAAAAACCAAGCCCCGAUGCUGAUGGGCCCUCCUCCCAAAACCGGGUUAUUCUGCUCCCUUGUCAAAAGAACAAGCAACCGCAGCAAGGAAUAGUCCUGUGUCGUUUCUCUCUUACAAGGCGAAUCAGCAUAAUUGGGCCACGGAGCACUUAUGCUGGAAAUCUUUGAACCAUGUCAAGUCCCUGCUCAUGGAAAGUCAUGGAAUUGCUUUAAUAGUUUUUGUUACUGAGCUCAUGUAAAGUUCAGCUAUUAAAAGACUUAUUGAAUCUGUUUUUAUAGGUAUCUUUGCAUGAAGAAAGCAGAUGUUUACAUUAAGUGAUACUGCAUAUUUUUGUGGCAUGCAUUCCCAUAGAUUUUAUGUCUUCCACCCAUGCUUCCCCAGUUGCCAUUUAUCAGUGUGUGGGAAACUUUUUUUAACAAUUUAAAAAAAGAAUAGGGAAUGUGAUUCUCUCAGUGUCAUUUCAGUUAUUAAGAACCACUAAUCAGUAAUGCUACAAUGAUUGUAUUCCCAGAUCGCUAUACUUGUCUCAUUUAGACCCAAACAACAGCUCAAUGAUCUUUGACGUAUGACUUCAGGAGAAACUUAAUUCACGGCUUUUAUUACUAGAUAUCUGUGAGAGCUUGCUAUAUGUAGUUUGUUCUUGGGCAUCUUAAUGGAAUUGAAAAUGUCCAGCAUAAAGUCUUCAUGUGCCUGAAAAAAUAGAGAGUGUUUUCUGUUGUUGUUUGGUUGUUGUUGUUUUUAAUCCAGAAACAAGUGAAAACAUGUUACUUGGCAGUAAAGAGUGGUAACACGACAAGCCUUGUUCUUUUCUGCAUGUGACUCUAGAAGGGAAUCUGUAAUCACACCAGUAACCAGAUAGAUGUUUUAAACUGUGUGCCUAAGAAACUGUGUUUCCCACCAAAGAUUCAAGAAAAGUUGCUUGAGAAAAUGGUUUCAUGCAUAAUUAAGCAUUAUGGAACAAUUUUAUGGCUUUUAUUAUUUGUUUGAUGAUAAGUAAAACUCUGAAGAGGGUAAAUUAUCCAUUAGUUAUAAUUUAAAAUGUUUCCCAUUUACAGACAAUCGGCCAUAAAAUACAAUCACAGCCCAACAGCCAGUUUCUUACUAUUCUGCUCAUGCAUAAAUAUAGAUCCCUGAAAGUUUUAAUGGAUCAAUUGAAUACACUUGAAGGAUGUAAAUGAUUGUAUCAGUUCCUUCACGUAUUACCUUGGUACCUGUAAUAAAAUUGAGCUGAUUGAUGCAAAUUAUGCAUGCAGUUAGACUCCCCCCAUGCUCCCGCACCCCAGCCCUUUCCUUUGCAGGUGUUUAUUUGGAAAUGACGGCCUGGUUCCUCUCUCUGUUUAAAGAAAUCAUGCCACCAUCUUUUCAUCACGUUCCAUUAAGCCUCGGGUAUAAAAUGGAAUACUUUUCUGAAAAUUCUUGGUAGUGUUCUUCCUUCAUAUUGACCUGCAUCUCAUCAUUGCAUGUUUUAUGUUUUCAAGCAUGUCGUAAGGAAAACAAGUGCUUUAAAUGCAUGAUUUAUUAGUUUUCCCUCUCCACUCUGCAUUAAAGUACUAAUGAUUUAUCAGUUCUAUUUUUCUAUUGAUUCAUUCAUCUUUGAAUAACAAAUAGCAUUUAGUGAUUCUGUUGAACACAAUUCUGUGCAUGGAUUUAUGGAUUUCAAGUGAAAUUGCUAUAAUUUUCGUUCUUUGGUUUGAAAACUCAGCUGAAUGCAUUUAUAUCAAAGAGCUAUUCUCAAGCAAUGCAGUAUAGUGGGGGAUUGUGUAUAAAAUGUAUUCUUUUAGUGUUCCAGGAACAUGGGGUGGUAAAUAUCAACCAACAAUAGGUUUAAUUGCUUUAAAAAUAAAAUGCUUUUCAACAAAAUUAAGAAACAAUUUAGCAUUCCCAAGAAUAUUAUCAUUACUAUUGCAAAUUCAGCACAGCAAUCUCGUGCCCUGGGCCAAUAAUGAAGGGUGUUUGUGGAGCAGCUAUGUGGUGGAGCAGUAAGCUAGACCAAAAGCAAUCUCAAAGCAGUAAGAAAUACAUUGCUGACACAAUGUUAAAUAACACAUAUAUUGAUUUUGUGUAUCUAUGACUACAGGUGAUAAAUAUUUCCACAUGAAUUGACAAAAUUUCUACAGUGGGCAGGCAAACUUUGUGUUGAAAACAUAUUUGGAAGCCACAAAUUAUUUUAUGUUCGGCACAACAUACAGACAUUUCUUGGCUACCUUGCAGAGUAUAUAGUUUGAAGACAGCAACAGUUUGUGAGUCAUUCUGAGCAAUCUGUGCAGGGACAAGCUGUUGAAUUGACAGUGAGAUUAGAUCAAUUUAACAACCUGCUAACAAUGGAAAUAAUGGGAUACAGUUUCACCUCAAUGUAGCUAUACAGCUACAGUUAGUGCUAAUAAUAGUUGCUCAAAAUUUCCCCAAAUUGGAUUCAUUGGUACCGAUAGUGAACAUUCAAUUGUGAAUCAAAUGUUACUUACUGAGACUAAUUUUUUAGACUACUGAUAUGCUUGCCCUCCAAGUACACUACUCUUGGGGUUUGGAAAGUAGAUUUUUUUAAAAUCUACUUUUAUACUUUUGAAGUCAGAAACAAUAUACGCCCCAUAUUUUUGACAGCAUCAAGAUAUAAUAUGUAUAUGGAAUUUUUAACGGAAAGUUCUGUGUUACAUUAAAAUAUUGAGUAAUGAGUGUUACCUUUCACAUGGUAGACAAUUUAUUCUGUGUGGGAGUGGAUACUUGAUUUGUUGAUUCAACCUCUUUUAAAUAUAGUAGAUAUAGCAGAUUAAAGUUUUAAGAAGAUGAAGCGCUUGGAUUAAAUGUCGCACUCGCUUGUGGAGUUUAGGUGAACAAAGUCUAUCUAUCUACUCCUGACCAUUGCCAUUCACUUCGUUGCUAAAUGGAGAGUGACUCCCCAGUUAAUCUGGACAUUCCUGCUCCCAAGAGGUAUGAUUGAAGGUGCGGCUCGUAGGACCAGGAUGUUUAAAGGACACGUGAGUGGAAAUGUAUUUACACUUAGGUAUUUGAUGCUAACAAUGUUGGUCCAUUUAUUGUGGUAGAAGGUGAUAUUUUGGAGGAAGUAAAAAAAAGUAAAAUUUUAAAACACUGUUCUUUCGAAACAAGUCACGCGCUCAGAAACAGAAUAAAACAAGAAGAUCAGUUGUUUAAAGUUAUAGUCUAUAACAGUAAAUAUUUUAAUUCAGUCAUGACUAAUGAAUCACAUUUGGAUUCUACAAUUUGUUCUGUUUUCCAUUUUUAGGGGGAUGGGAAGCAAUUCUAACUUGGGAGGAAGAAUCUGUUUUUGAAUCACAGAGUGUAUUCUACAUAAAUGAAACAAGAUUUCUAAAUCACCUGAUUCAUUUUUGUAUCAAACUUGGUUUAUCUAUUGUUAAAAAAGGAAAAUGGACUAUUGUUGGCUUAUAUGACCACCUAAGAGUGUAUUAAAAUGCAGUACAUGUAUUCAAAGUUAAGAGAAAACCCUUGUACUAUAUGUUGAAGAUCUAAACAUUUGAAAAAUUAAUGAAAACUUGCAAAGAGCUUUGGUUUGUAUGAAAGAAUUCAUCUCUUGAAAGUCACAAUUAAAUUGAAUUGUAUUUAAAUAAAGUUUGAGUAAAC
Molecule: messenger RNA, 6406 nt
Organism: Echinops telfairi (small Madagascar hedgehog)
Lineage: Eukaryota; Metazoa; Chordata; Mammalia; Afrosoricida; Tenrecidae
Gene: DGKB
Product: diacylglycerol kinase beta
Exons: 26
Coding region: 494-2905 (803 amino acids)
Biological process (GO): lipid phosphorylation; diacylglycerol metabolic process; intracellular signal transduction
Cellular component (GO): plasma membrane
Molecular function (GO): ATP-dependent diacylglycerol kinase activity; calcium ion binding
Source: RefSeq, a predicted model, not a curated record